UAACAUGUUAGCUGAAUUAAAAAUAUAUACAUGUAGGUUAUCAACGUCGUUCAACUGUUAGAUUUUGUCGACAAUUUCCGAGGACCGCCCGACUCGGAAACUGGUUUUUAGUACUCCUCGGUUGUGCUUCACGUCGCCACCUUAUAAAUGCCCAUUUUUCCUUCAACAUAGCAGUGUUGGCCAUCAUGGGUCCACGAUACAGAAAUCAGGGAUCAAACCGUCUCACAAAGGCCUCGCAAGGCGAUGGUAAAAAGAUCAAACAUAAUAAAUCCCUUAAAAAUAAGGUCAGAGACGUACAGAGACUGCUUAAAAAGAGUGAUCUUCCAGCAACAGUGAGAGUUGUUCAGGAACGCAUGCUUGAUGUCCUAAAAGAGACAAUUAAAGAUAAAGCAAAAGAAGACAAGCAGAGAAGGAUUGAAAAAAGAUCUAAAAAAGUCAAAUUCUUUGAGAAAAAAAAGAUCUUUAGAAGGUUCAAAUCUUGUAUGAAAGAGCUCAGUGAUGCAGAGGAUAUUGAAACAAGAAAUUCUGCUCUGAAAGAACUUGAGGAGAUCAAGCAGCAGUGGAAUUAUGUUCAACAUUUUCCAGAAAACACAAAGUAUAUUUCAUUAUUUCCGCUGACAUCCCAUACUAAUGCAGAAAUUGUUGCAAAACAAGAAAAAAUCCAGGAAACUAUUGCAAAGAAGGUGGAAGCUGGUGAGUUGGAGGAUGCAUCCAGUACAAUUUGGAAAAUGGGCAAAGCAUCUCAAAGAGCAAAAAAGGAAAAACCUAAUGUGGUAUUGAGUGAUGAAGAAUUUGGACGAGCUGCUACAAAAAGAGGCAGUGAAGAUGAAUCUGGAGAUCAGGAACUACCGCUAAAAGUCAACCAUGAAGAGGAUGACUUCUUUAUGGAUUCAAGUCCAAGCCCAGUAAAAAAAGAGGUGAAAAAGGAGAAGAAGAAGAAGUCGUCAAAGAAACUAAAAAGAUCCCAGUUUAAAAUCGAGAAGAAAUAA
Pocillopora damicornis (cauliflower coral) is the source of this 989-nucleotide messenger RNA. RefSeq lists its product as uncharacterized. Gene Ontology annotation, cellular component: nucleolus; preribosome, small subunit precursor. The record is from RefSeq and is a predicted model, not a curated record. NCBI's taxonomy places the organism in Eukaryota, Metazoa, Cnidaria, Anthozoa, Scleractinia, Pocilloporidae. Gene Ontology annotation, biological process: maturation of SSU-rRNA from tricistronic rRNA transcript (SSU-rRNA, 5.8S rRNA, LSU-rRNA).